ACAAAACCAACGUUUGGUUAACUACACAAACCUUAGUUUCUAAAUUUCUUUAUCUACAGAAACUAUAUAUAUGUGUGAUGAUUUGCUAGUGAGAUUUUCAUACGAGCUAAAUAGUUUAAUCUUUGUAGGAUAAUAAUAUGGCAGGUGGAGGAUUUGCAGACACAGGAAAUAUUAACAGGGCUCAUCUUUAUGAAUAUAAAAUAACUGGUUAUUUUAUAUUUGCUUGCAUUAUUGCAGCUUCAGGAGGAUCCCUUUUUGGGUAUGAUCUUGGUGUUUCAGGUGGAGUUACUUCUAUGGAUGAUUUCUUGAAAGAAUUUUUCCCUACUGUAUAUAAAAAGAAACAUGCACAUCUUCAUGAGACAGAUUACUGUAAAUAUGACAACCAAAUUUUGACACUGUUUACUUCUUCUCUUUACUUCGCUGCCCUUCUUGCCACAUUUGGAGCUUCGUAUGUAACUAGAACAAGAGGCCGGAGAGCUAGUAUCCUUGUUGGAUCGAUCAGCUUCUUUGUCGGAGCAAUUGUCAAUGCUUGUGCAAAGAACAUUGCAAUGUUGAUAAUAGGUAGAUGUUUUCUCGGUGGAGGAAUUGGAUUUGGCAACCAGGCAGUUCCCCUGUAUCUUUCAGAAAUGGCGCCAGCAAAAAUCAGAGGAGCCGUUAAUCAACUGUUUCAACUAACGACCUGUUUAGGGAUUUUGGUGGCAAACUUUAUAAAUUAUGGAACUGAAAAGAUUCACCCAUGGGGAUGGAGAUUGUCUCUUGGCUUAGCUACUGUUCCUGCAACUGUAAUGUUUGUUGGAGGCCUUUUCCUACCUGAAACGCCUAAUAGUCUUAUAGAACAAGGCAAACUAGAAGAAGGAAGAAAAGUAUUAGAAAAAGUUAGAGGAACCACACAAGUUGAUGCAGAGUUUGAUGAUCUUAUUGAUGCAAGUAAUGCAGCGAGAGCCAUUAAACAUCCUUUCAAGAAUCUUCUUAAACGCAAGAAUCGUCCACAGUUGAUUAUUGGGGCUCUGGGAAUUCCUGCAUUUCAACAGCUAACUGGAAAUAACUCUAUACUGUUUUAUGCUCCAGUUAUAUUUCAGAGUUUGGGAUUUAGCAAUGAUGCAGCUUUAUAUUCAUCUGUCAUCACUAAUGCUGCUCUUGUUGUUGGUGCAAUAAUUUCCAUGUCUUUGGUCGAUAAAUUUGGCAGAAGAGCUUUCUUUUUGGAAGCUGGGGCUGAGAUGUUCUUUGUCAUGGUAGCUGUUGCCAUAACUUUGGCCUUGGAUUUUGGAGAUGGGAAACCAAUUCCAAAAGGAACUGGUGUCUUCCUUGUGAUUAUCAUUUGUUUGUUCGUCUUGGCUUAUGGACGGUCUUGGGGUCCUCUUGGCUGGUUAGUUCCAAGCGAGAUCUUCCCCUUGGAGACGCGAUCUGCUGGCCAGAGUACCGUGGUCUGCGUUAACAUGAUCUUCACAGCUUUGGUUGCACAAUGUUUCCUCGUGUCUCUUUGUCACCUUCAAUAUGGAAUUUUCUUGCUGUUUGCUGCGUUGAUUUUUAUCAUGAGCAUGUUCGUCUACUUCCUCUUACCGGAAACGAAACAAGUGCCAAUUGAGGAAAUAUAUCUUCUCUGGGAAAAUCACUGGUUCUGGAAGAAAAUAGUGGGAGAUGGAGGGAAAUCAUUAUCACACGUCUAAAAUCUUCUGAAACGGGGGAAGGCAAAUUGCUCUCUAUUUAGAAUGAACAUUUCUAUCAUGCAUUUCAAUACAUAGUGUAUAUUUUUAGCAAUGCAAUCUCAGUGAAAAAUUUCCUGCUCAAAAAAACAUUUCGGAUAUAUUUAUCUGGUCAGUAUAUAUAAACAACCAAAACGCCAGGACAUCAGCAAUGACACUAGAAAAAGCCAUUGGAAUCAAAAAUACAAAUAACAAUAUGGAGAGAAUACAAAGGGAAGAAUGGACAUGUUGAAGAAUUUUAUUUAUUAGCAGCAACUCUACAUGUAAAAAAAAAAAUCAGUUAGUAUCAUGCUAGCAGUUUAGCAAGUUCAUCUAUCCCUAGGCUUCCUAAUGGUGCUGAAUCCAUGGAUUGUUCAUGUGAUCUUUCAUUUCUUGGAAGUUUAAAACUUUUCUUCU
This is a messenger RNA of Jatropha curcas, 2099 nucleotides long. Its product is annotated as sugar transport protein 14. Gene Ontology annotation, cellular component: membrane. Gene Ontology annotation, molecular function: monosaccharide transmembrane transporter activity. Lineage: Eukaryota; Viridiplantae; Streptophyta; Magnoliopsida; Malpighiales; Euphorbiaceae. Gene Ontology annotation, biological process: monosaccharide transmembrane transport. The record is from RefSeq and is a predicted model, not a curated record.